AUGUCGUCAAAACUGCCGAGCGUGCUCUCCGCGACGGAGGAGGAGAUCCAGAUGAUGUUGGCUGCCAACUGCCAUAUUGGCACCAAGAACUGCGACAAGCAGAUGGAGCCGUACGUCUGGAAGCGCAGGGCCGACGGUAUCCACGUCCUGAACAUUGGCAAGACGUGGGAGAAGAUCGUUCUCGCUGCACGCAUCAUCGCGGCCGUUGAGAACCCGAACGACGUCUGCGUGAUCUCCGCGCGCCCGUACGGUCACCGCGCGGUCCUCAAGUUCGCCGCCAACACGGGCGCACAGGCGAUCGCGGGCCGGUUCACCCCGGGUAGCUUCACGAACUACAUCACGCGCUCGUUCAAGGAGCCCCGCCUGAUCGUCGUGACCGACCCCCGGGUGGACCACCAGGCCAUCCGCGAGGCGUCCUACGUGAACAUCCCCGUCAUCGCCCUCUGCGACACCGACGCGCCCCUCAAGUUCGUCGACGUCGCCAUCCCCACCAACAACAAGGCUCGCCACUCGAUCGGUCUUAUCUGGUGGCUCCUCGCCCGUGAGGUCCUCCGUCUCCGCGGUACCAUCCCCCGCACUCCCGACGGCUGGAACGUCAUGGUCGACAUGUUCUUCUACCGUGACCCUGAGGAGGUCGAGAAGCAGCAGCAGGAGGAGGCUGAGGCCAAGAAGGCACUUGCUGCCGGUGAGGCUGAGCCCACGGCCGUUACCGAGUGGGAUGUCGGAGGUGCAUCGGCACCCGGCGGUAUCAACCCCGCUCUCGUCGCCCAGGAGGGUGGCCUUGACUGGUCCGCGGAGGCCGCCGGCCCGACCGACUGGUCCGCAGAGCCCGCAGCGGGCAACUGGGACGCCGCUCAGCCCUCCGGCUGGGACUAA
Messenger RNA from Peniophora sp. CBMAI 1063, 876 nucleotides. Lineage: Eukaryota; Fungi; Basidiomycota; Agaricomycetes; Russulales; Peniophoraceae. The record is from the annotation of a GenBank genome assembly.